AUGGCGUCAAAACGUGGAAUGGAUUCCCAGGUGCAGAUUGUACAGAUCGAUGGUCUGGUGGCAUUGAAGAUCAUCAAGCACAGCCAUGAGGAAGGAGCUGGCGGCACAGACUUGGUGCAGGGUGUUCUGCUGGGUCUUGUUGUCGACAAUAGGCUUGAGAUUACAAAUUGUUUCCCAUUUCCCAAGCACGGUGAAGAUGAAGACUUUGAUGCAGUGUCUGUUCAAUACCAGAUGGAAAUGAUGAGAAAUCUCCGCCAUGUUAAUGUGGAUCAUCUGCAUGUCGGCUGGUACCAAAGCACCUAUUUUGGAUCGUUUAUAAAUCGUGCUCUGCUGGACUCACAGUUCAACUACCAGCAUUCUAUAGAAGAAUCUGUUGUUCUUAUUUAUGAUCCAUUGCGCACUACUCAGGGGUUCCUUUCAUUGAAAGCCUACCGUCUGACACCAGAAAUGAUGAAGUUCUACAAGGAGAAUGACUUCACACUGGAGAACAUGACAAAACAUAGCAUCAACUUUGAGACCAUGUUCCAAGAGAUCCCAGUGGUUCUGAGAAACUCUCACCUGGUGAAUGCUUUGCUCUGUGAGCUGUCUGAGAAAACCAGGAAAGAGCAGAAAUUUUCAUCUCUUGACCUGGGCACCAGCUCUGUGCUGGAAAAGAACCUGCGUCAGUUAAUGGAGUGUGUGGAUGACGUUGCAAUGGACACUAACAAGUAUCUCAACUUCCAGAGAAAUAAUUUCAAGCAGCAACAGAUGAAACAGCAGUACCUUGCGAAGAGGGAACAAGAAAAUGCCCAGCGGAAGCAGCGAGGAGAGCCACCUCUGCCAGAAGAGGACAUCAACAAGUUAUUCAAGCCACUGCCCACACCCCAGCGCUUGGACUGUACACUCGUGGCCGGGCAGAUGGACAACUACUGCAAACAAGUGUGCGAGUUUGCAGCUUCCAGCCUCGGAAAGUUGUUUAUGGCAGAAACUCUACAUACUGCAGAAGGGAGUGGAUAA
This is a messenger RNA of Candidula unifasciata, 996 nucleotides long. NCBI's taxonomy places the organism in Eukaryota, Metazoa, Mollusca, Gastropoda, Stylommatophora, Geomitridae. The record is from the annotation of a GenBank genome assembly.